This is a messenger RNA of Westerdykella ornata, 661 nucleotides long. RefSeq names its product U6 snRNA-associated Sm-like protein LSm2. NCBI's taxonomy places the organism in Eukaryota, Fungi, Ascomycota, Dothideomycetes, Pleosporales, Sporormiaceae. The record is from RefSeq and is a predicted model, not a curated record. Gene Ontology annotation, cellular component: U4/U6 x U5 tri-snRNP complex; catalytic step 2 spliceosome; P-body. Gene Ontology annotation, molecular function: RNA binding. The coding region runs from base 68 to 364 and encodes 98 amino acids. The transcript is spliced from 3 exons. Gene Ontology annotation, biological process: mRNA splicing, via spliceosome.
ACCUCAACGACAUCCGUUCUUGGAGCUGGUUCCUCUACCUCGUCUCGAGUUGGGGAUUUGUCUCACGAUGCUAUUCUUCAGCUUCUUCAAAACGCUCGUCAACCACGAAAUCACCGUCGAGCUCAAGAACGAAAUCUGCAUCCGCGGCACGCUCAAGAGCGUCGACCAGUUCCUGAACAUCAAGCUGGAUAAUGCCGAGACGACGGAUGGGGCGCGGUGGCCGCAUUUGUGCUCCACGCGCGACAUGUUCAUCCGCGGCUCCGUAGUGCGCUACGUACACCUCCCCGCCGGAAUGGUCGAUAUCGAUUUAUUGGAGGAUGCGACGAGGAAGGAGGCUGCGGCUGCGAAGGAGAAGGCAAAGUGAGCUGGUGAGGAGGAAAUAACAUGACAAAAUUGGAUUGCAAAGAGGGCUAUAUGCCCGUAUAUGCGCACGCCCGUACGAUAUUGAAAACUUCGCGAUUGAGGAGGAGGAAUGAAGGCUGGCUCGCGUGGCGGGGAAUGUCCGAGGCUUGCAUACAAGAGGAAGGGGAGAUGGGGAGAUGGGAUUAUAUAUACCCCAUGCUAUAUCAUUAUAUUCUGGUUUCCUAUCACCAUGGUCUUCUGGUCUCGUGUUUGCGCUGGGUGGGGAUGCGUGAUUUGGUUCGGAUGCUAAGUUUCGCGC